UGGCUGAGCACGGUGUACACAAUUCACCUCAAAUGGGGGUCGUGGCUUUUCCUUAUGGAACUUGUGCCCAUUGGAGCAAUAGCUAUUCAAGGGACGGCAAAAAUGCAUCAUGGAUUUUCCAACAUUUCCUUUAUUCGAAAUACGGUUCACAAAUUGGCUAUUUUAUAUGGACGAAACGUGAACAACCGGGCCAAUAACAGAUCCUUGGUUUUUUGUGCUGGUCUUAUCAAAAUGGUGUUUGAACUUUUCCGUCUUAUAUACUAUGUUGCUGCAGCUGGAUUUUGUUGUUUACCGCUAUACUUCUACUUGAAAGAUGGGAAAUACGUUUUGAUGUUUGCUAUGUUGAUCCCUGGUUGUGACCCUGAAACUCUCCACGGUUUCGUAAUCACCUGUGUUUAUCAUAUCGGUACACUUUAUAUCGGUAUCGUUGGAAUACUAGCUGCCGAUGUUUCCAAUAUGUUGUUCAUACUUAACGUGGUUGAAGUUGCAGAUGUUUUCAAAAACCAGUUAAAAUCCUUAGACGUCAUUCUGGACGGAAUGCACAACGAUGAAGAAAUAGUGCACAGACAAGUUCUUGGAAUAUGUUCAAUGCAUGAGGAAAUUGUACUAUAUUCAGAAGAACUUGAGAGUUCAUACGGAACAGUUAUCCUGUUUCAAAUCGUCACUUCAAUCGUAGAGAUUUCUACAGGUCUGUUCAUAUUCCACAUGACCGGCCAUAUCAAUGCUUUUUUUCUGGUACUCGGUGCAAUUUGGCAGUUGCUUGAAUUUUGCUUGCUCGGUGUUACAUUGACUGUAAAAAAUGAAGAAAUCGUUCGUGCUCUAUACGACCUCAAAUGGUACCACCUGUCAACGAGACAUCAGCGGAUGCUUGGUUUGAUUUUACACAAAGCUCAGAAUGCCGUGGAAAUAUCGAUUGGUGGAUUAGCAUGGCUGAACUUGGAGACAUUCGUAGAGGUUAUGAAAACAAUUUACUCCUAUUACGCCAUGUUGAAAGAAUUUAUAAAGUAAUCAAGUCAAAACACGUCUUGAAGGUCUGUGGAGUAUUCUAUACACAAAAUGAGUUCAAACAACGUUUCUUGAUAUGUCUAAGAUGAUGACA
Uranotaenia lowii is the source of this 1099-nucleotide messenger RNA. Its product is annotated as odorant receptor 67d-like. The transcript is spliced from 4 exons. Gene Ontology annotation, biological process: detection of chemical stimulus involved in sensory perception of smell; sensory perception of smell. Gene Ontology annotation, molecular function: odorant binding; olfactory receptor activity. Gene Ontology annotation, cellular component: plasma membrane. The record is from RefSeq and is a predicted model, not a curated record. The coding region runs from base 55 to 1008 and encodes 317 amino acids. NCBI's taxonomy places the organism in Eukaryota, Metazoa, Arthropoda, Insecta, Diptera, Culicidae.